Molecule: messenger RNA, 6216 nt
Organism: Labeo rohita (rohu)
Lineage: Eukaryota; Metazoa; Chordata; Actinopteri; Cypriniformes; Cyprinidae
Gene: adar
Product: adenosine deaminase RNA specific
Exons: 15
Coding region: 488-4702 (1404 amino acids)
Biological process (GO): adenosine to inosine editing; RNA processing
Cellular component (GO): nucleolus; cytoplasm
Molecular function (GO): double-stranded RNA adenosine deaminase activity; double-stranded RNA binding; tRNA-specific adenosine deaminase activity
Source: RefSeq, a predicted model, not a curated record
UAGCAGCAGUUUGACCGCUUGGAGAAGAAUGGAAAGCGAAACCUAACGUGUUCUCUGUCAAGUUCGCAACAUUCCGCGCGUUUUCUUUUUCCCUUCAUUGCUGAUUUUACUUUCCCCAACACGCUUUCCAAAUGCAAUAAGAUAGUCUCAGGAUCUCGUGUAGUGGAGUUUGUGGACCCGAGAACAUUUGCGGACCCGAGAACAUUUGCAAAAGGUGUACGGAAACAAGAAGUUGCUCGAGUGUGAUCUAGUCUAAAUCAUGUUCGGUUUUCAUGCGGAACAGUGUUUAGUCAGUGCACGAGUCUGGGCCUCAUCUGUGUCAAGUUUAAUUAUAUUUUGCCUUCAGUUGUUUUUCAGAACAAGCGUUGCACAGACUAAACCUUUGGUAUCUUUGUGACAUUACAUCCAGACUGCUGUGACUAAAGCGUGCACACAUUCCAUUCAUCAAGCCCGACGCUACGCCUUUCUCGCCCCCCACCCCUGCGCUAUGAGCAGAGGUGGAAGAGGGUUUAAUAAAGAUAGCCAGCAAUUCUCCCACCCUCCCCAACAGGGAAAACCUCAGUUUCGUUCUUACGCAACCACUCGUCACCCGCGGGGCCCUCGUGUCCCAAGUCCCGACUCUGUAUCUGGCAGCUAUCCGCAUCCUUCCUUUUACUCCAGUCGCCCGGGUGCUCCUGGCGUGCCUCCACGUGGUCGUCCUUUUCCCCCUAGCCCCUCGAAUCCACCCCUGUGGGCAUCCCCCCAGAACAUCAGUGAUCAGAUCUCUGACUCGAAUGGUGUAAGCUUCCGCCAACACCAGGUGCAGUUCCUCAGGGGGCAGAGUGCACAGGCUCCGCAGUUCAAAGCACCGCAGCAGCAAGGGUCCCAAACCUCUGGCCGAGGGGAAGAGGUCUUUACUAGGCCUAUCCAGUACCAGGCAGGUUAUCGUGACUUCAAAACAAGUGGUAGCAAUUUUGGAAGAAGAGACGGCUACGGCGGAAGCCGAGGAAACUGGCAAAGGGAACAGAACUUUAGAAAUACACCAGGACCUAAGAGAAAUCCACAGUGGAAUCACUAUCUCCAGAGGGGACAGUAUUAUCCCAAUCAAUACACUAAGCACUACUGGAAUACACAGGCAGAUGAUGUGUCCUCAGGCCUUCGUAGUCUGAGUUUGAGUGACCGGGUAACAAGGGUAGACACCUCUGACACCUCGUCCUGCAGUGGCCUCGCCAACAAGGUUUUCAGUUCUCCUGGCUCGGUCAGAGAGUCUCUGUAUUUGACCCCUGAUAUCCAGGAACAGGUCCUUGCUUUUUUGACGUCACUCGGGCCAGACGAAACCGUUCAGGCCAAGGCCUUGGGUAGAAAGCUCUGCCUUCCCAAGGGAAUUGUUAAUAAGGCUUUAUAUGCCCUUUUAAGGACAAACCAAGCAGUGAAACAAAGUGAGAUUCCUCCUCUGUGGAGACUCCGCAAGGAAGACGACGGUGAAUUCAUCAAAGAGAGAGACCAAACAAAGUUCUCAAAGAAUUUUGAGAAAAAGCCAGGUCAGAAGUUAUUCGUAAACCAAGAGGCUAGAGAGGAUCUCCCCAGCACCAGUGCUCCCUCUGCAUCACAGGUCCUUGUUGAGGCUGACAGCGAUUCCUCUGACCAAUCAGAGGACUCUGAAGGUGAAGAUACCUGUAAAACAUUGCUACCUGACCAGCAUCAAAAGUCUUUUUUACCUGCUGUCCAGUCUGUAACCUUGUCUACAAUGGCCGAUACUAAAGAUAGCAAAGAGAAGAUCCUACAGUACCUCUAUGAAGCAGGUACAGGCAAUGCGCUUGUGAUUGCCAAAAACCUUGGCCUGCGAAGUGCCAAGCAGGUUAACCCUACACUCUAUGCCAUGGAGAAGCAAGGCGAUGUAAAGCGUGACACCGACGUUACACCGCCUACUUGGUCGCUUAGUGCACACCGGCAGGAAAAGAUGGACCGCCAACGGAAAGCUGCUGCAACUGCAAAUCAGGAAGUUAACAGUGCAGAGAUGUUAAACUUUGCAGCUGAAGCGAUUACAAAUGUAAAUGAGGUAUUCGGGUUUUCAGGAGGUACCGCAGCUGAGCCGAUGGAUGCAGGUGAAAAUCCAUUGGAUGAGAUUUUAGGCAACAACACGUUUAGUAGCACAGAGGUUGACGUACCUGGCCUUGAGCCGAUACCACCCAAACCCAGUGAACCACCCAAACCCAGUGAACCUCCCACAUCCACCUUCCACUACUUCCAACCUCCUCAUCGGUUCUCGUACUAUCAGGAUACGGCCAGUAAUGGAGGAGAACGCUCACAGUGGGCAUCUGACGAUAUACCAGAAUUCUUGAACACGAUCCGCUCUGAGGUUGCUGUUUCGUUGGCUGCUCCCCCUCCCCCAACCCAAAGCCUGGAGACAAGCAGAUUACAGAAGCUGAAAGAGGCUCGCAGUAAGAACCCAGUUAGCGGACUGAUGGAGUUUGCUCAGCACUCUGGACACACUUGUGAGUUCCUACUUCUGGACCAGUCUGGACCUUCACAUGACCCAAGGUUUCGGAUGCAGGUCAUGUUGGAUGGUCGUAGGUUUCCAGCGGCUGAGGGUCCAAACAAAAAAGUGGCCAAAAAAGAUGCUGCAGCCAUAACCCUGAAGAUUCUUUGGAAGGAGACGGAAGGAGCAGAUGGUGACGAAGAGGAGGAACCGAGCAUUGAGGGAGCUGAGUCAACCACUGACCUGGCAGAUGAUAUGGUAGGUGGGACAGAUACUCCGCCCCAGGCUCUGUCUCGGUCUCUACCUGGAGGUAAGAACCCCGUUUCUGUCCUAAUGGAGCACAGUCAGCGUAGUGGGCAUCCCAUCCAGUUCAUCAAGACAGGACAGGAAGGACCACCCCAUGAUCCACGGUUUAUGUUCCGUGUAAAGGUUGGGGAGCGUCUCUUCCAAGAAGCCUCAGCACCCAGUAAGAAAGCAGCGAGGCAGCUGGCAGCGGAGGAGGCCGUGAAAGAGCUGAUGGGAGAUGGACUAUUACAUCUUAACAAGCCUCCAGGUACUUUCUGCCCUCUGGGAGACAAUGAGUCUCAGCCGGCGAUUCCCGCAUGCCCCUCGCUUCCCCCUCUGACUGCUGCAGAGCUCCAGGCGGCCCAUGAAGCAGGUGUGGGUGAUCUUAUCAACCACCUGAACAACAACGCUGUGUCCGGUCUGCUCGAGUACGCCCGUGCUCGAGGCUUCGCUGCCGAGAUCCGCCUGGUGGGCCAGUCCGGACCCUCGCACGAGCCCAAGUUUACAUACCAGGCUAAAUUGGGAGGGCGGUGGUUUCCUGCAGUUUGUGCUAGUAAUAAAAAGCAGGGGAAGCAGGAGGCAGCCGACGCUGCCCUUCGAGUGCUCAUUGGAGAAGCAGAGAAAGCAGCACGCACUGGAGAGCUCACACCGGAGCUGCCAGUGUCGGGCAGUACGAUGCAUGACCAGAUCGCCAUGCUAAGCCAUCAGCGCUUUAAUGCACUCACAGCACGCAUCCAGCACAGCCUUCUGGGUAGGAAGAUUCUGGCUACUAUCGUGAUGCGGAAAGGAUCAGAUACUCUUGGAACGGUUGUCAGCCUCGGGACAGGAAACCGCUGCGUGAAGGGAGAGGAGCUUAGUCUUCGAGGGGACACCGUUAAUGACUGCCACGCAGAAAUCAUCUCCAGGAGAGGCUUUAUCCGGUUUUUGUACGGCGAGCUGAUGAAGCAUUGGGAUAGCCCUAGUGAUGAGACCAUUUUUGAGGUGGCAGACGAUGGGAAGCUGAAGAUCAAAUCUGACAUCACCUUUCAUCUGUAUAUUAGCACUGCUCCAUGUGGCGAUGGCGCUCUGUUCGAUAAGUCAUGCAGCGAGGCCGCCGAAUUAAACGGCUCUCAGCACAUGCCUCUCUUUGAGAACGUAAAACAGGGCAAGCUCAGAACUAAGGUUGAGAACGGUGAAGGCACCAUCCCAGUGGAGUCUAGUGAUAUUGUGCCCACCUGGGAUGGCAUUCAGCAUGGUGAGCGCCUGAGGACCAUGAGUUGCAGUGACAAGAUCCUGCGCUGGAAUGUGCUCGGCCUGCAGGGGGCGCUCCUUACCCACUUCAUCCACCCCGUGUAUUUGAGCUCCAUCACUCUUGGAUAUCUCUACAGCCACGGUCACCUGACUCGAGCGGUAUGCUGCCGAUUGGCUAGAGACGGUGAUGUGUUCAAAAAGAGUUUACCAGCAAACUUUACUCUCAACCACCCUGAGGUGGGUAGGGUGAGUGUCUAUGACUCGACACGCCACACAAGCAAGACCAAAGAGUCCAGCGUCAACUGGAGUCAACCAGACCAGUUCACUGUGGAGGUGCUGGAUGGAACCAAGGGCAAAGUAGACAGUCCCAAGAUGGACGUAUCACGGGUUUCCAAGUCCAAUCUGUUCCGUCUCUUCCACGCUUUGUGCCAGCGUGCAGGCCGUGCCGAUCUGCUGGCACUACCGUCCUACGCCCACGCUAAGAUGGCCGCCACUUCAUUCCAGGAUGCCAAGAGGCUGUUCUUCCUGGCGCUGAACCAGCAUGGAUAUGGCGCCUGGAUCGGGAAGCCCUUGGAAGAGAAAAGUUUCGAGGGAGAAGCCAGAAGCUCUGAGCUAGGGGGAGCAUGCGGGGACGCACAGGCUCUGGGCCCUCCGGGUUGCGCUGUUGACCCCAUUAGCUGCUUGGGCUCAGACAACAACAACUUUAACUCUCCAGCACAGGGUUUUUAGGGAUAGAGAGAGAUGAAGAGAGAACAGAUGAAGGGGUGGAAGGCGUGGAAGAGUGGCCAGCAGCAAGAGAGAAAGAAUUGAGGAGGUUUGUCUUGUAGAGAGAAAGGAACAAGGGAAGUCUGUGGCUUUGGGAUUUGAACUUUAACCAUCAUGACAAAGCAGAAACGGAUGCUGCCAUGGCAACAGAGCUAUAAACCCGAGGCAAAUUGGACUUGAUGAGACAUGAAGUAGAAUUAUUUUUUUUUUUAUAGAAAGCUGUAGGGUUGCGUUUGUUUUAGUGGGUUUCCCCUCUGUCAUUUUUCCCAUUUGCUACCAUUACAAUACUGUUACGUGAAUGCGUGGCCACUUUGCUGUAGGUUUAUUCUGUUUCUCACUUUCUCAUAUAGCCUGUUUGAUUCAUAUGGUAUUUUUAGGUAUUUCUCACUCAAUAAAAAGACUAAUGACCCCUGAUGCUAGUCAGGUCACGUAUUUAGCGACAUUCAGUUGGAUUGCAAUGGGAUUUGUGACUUUAAGUGUUUUAAGGAGUUCGUUCAAAAUUAAAAUUCUCAUCAUUUAUUCACCUUCAUGUUGUUCCGAACCUGCAUGAUUUUUUUUUUUUCUUCUGUGGAGCAUAAAGAUAUUUUAAGAAAUGUUAUUGACGGUACAGACAUUAUUUGAAAUAACAUCUUUUGUGCUCUUCAGAUAUGAAGAAAUGCAUACAGGUUUAGAAUAAUGUGAGGGAUAAUAAAUGAUGAUACAUUUUAUGUUUUUGAGUGAUCUGUCACUUUAAGUCAAUCAUAUACUAAUGUCAUUUACCCAGGUUUUUAAUUCCUGUCAUUUCUCUAUUAAUUUCUGCUUGGAUUAAACUUUUGUAUUUGCAUAGAUUCAUAUUAUUAUUAUUAUUAUUAUUAUUAUUAUUAUUAUUAUUAUUUUGCAUUAUGUAAAGUUCCACAUACCAAACCUGGUCUAGACUGCUUGAAAUGUAUACAUAAUGUACAUACAGAUACAUAUGCACACAGAUGUAUAUAUAAGGUCUGUUUAACGAGUUUAUAUAUAUGCGUGUGUGUUUAUGUAUGUGUAUAUAUUGUAUGUAUAUAUUUUGUAAUGAUUCGUACCUUUGAAAUCACAUUAUUUUCUAUCUUUUAAUUUUUAGGAUGUCUUUUUAUAUGAGGUGUGUAUGUUCUGUUUUCUCUAUUGUUUAUGUGUGGUGUUUGGGAGGCUCAUGGUAGAUGUUGCAUGCAGCCAAACAGUCUACAUUCUGAUAGCUAUAGCAGGCGGAUGAACAGCACAAACCAAUCAUAUGCAUAUUUGUAUGUGGAUUUGAACUGUUUCUUGGAAUAUUAUUUGCCCUGCUUGUGUUUAAUGUGUUCAGACACUGUUAAUUGAUGCAUUGCUAAAAGCAAUACUAACAUUCUUUCCUUUCAGCAAAUGUGAAUCUGUAUGCCUCGAGCAUUUGUCAUCGAAUCACUGAAGCCUACUCAAACAUUCUUUUAACAUAAGUUCUGUUCUAUUAAAAGUAAAGAAUAUUUUCUUUC